Molecule: messenger RNA, 1580 nt
Organism: Aphanomyces astaci
Lineage: Eukaryota; Oomycota; Saprolegniomycetes; Saprolegniales; Verrucalvaceae
Exons: 2
Coding region: 29-1492 (487 amino acids)
Source: RefSeq, a predicted model, not a curated record
CAACCGUAGUUCGACAUUUGGCCCCAUCAUGACUUGCCGACGGAGAACUCUGAUCGUCGCUGUUGCCGCUCUGCUGAUAUGCACAGGAAACAUCCACGCGGACAAUUUCACACAGACAUCGACAGAUAGACCGAAUCCAGUUCGAACAACCAAUACUCCGACUACGUCGCCUCCCACGUCGCCUCCCACGACAUCACCUCCACCUGUGACCUCAGCACCGACGACCGCACCUGUGACCUCAGCACCGACGACCGCACCUGUGACCUCAGCACCGACAACCGCACCUGUGACCUCAGCACCGACGACCGCACCUGUGACAUCGGCUCCGACGACACCGCCGCCCGCACCAUCAACACCACCUCCCACAACUACUCCUGUAGCGCCCACACCGCCUCCUCCUAGCUCGACGACGCAUGAACCUCCAGCGACAACGUCGCCCCCUGCUCCUGAGACGACCUCGACGCCGCCACGUCCUACCGCGUUGAACAUCAACCCUUCUACCACAGCACCUCCCCCUCCGACAUCGACGGAAGCACCUCGGGCGCCCGAAACCACUCCACCUCCGUUGCAUUUACCCGACGAGAACGACGUCGUUGGCUCAUACGAUCCGUCGCUGUCCUUACCGUCGGCGUCGUCCAUCGCACCUCGUAAGUCGGUUGAUCCCAGUUCCAGCAGUCAAGAAGAAGCGCAUGUCACGGAUGACGCGACCAACACCAAGUACAUCAUCAUCCUUGGGUCGGUCAUCGCCGGAGUGGUUUGCAUCGUCUUGGCCGCCGUGUUGGUUCGCCGCCGCUUUCAACGUGCCAGCGAAAGCGACAAGUCGCUAUUCGUGGACACGCAGCGCGGGUCCAUGGCGUUCAUGGAGUCGACCCGCCAGUCUUCCGUGCCUGUCCUGCAGUCCAACAGCCGAGUGUACGGGAAGUCCCACCUGCUCCCGCCGCCGACAAAUUCCACGCCCAUGCAGCGGAGCCAGUCCCGACGAGACCAAUCGUCGCAGGAACCCAUGUACCGGCUAUCGUCGAUUCAUCAUGCCCCCGACAGCUUCAACCAGCCCACCAACAUGACGCGCAUCUCGGAAGCUGAAAACAGCGACGGAUCGUCCGCGACCACGACGUCCGACGUCCCAGGUGGGUUUGCCACCGAUGUCCGCGGCACGGACGACCUGUGCCGCUUCACGCAAGCCUCGGACCAGUACAGCGAAGGCACGUACGAUGAUGACUACGGCAACGGCAGCCGGUUCCCGAGCGACAUGAGUCGGGAAACCGAUUGGUCCAUCGGCAGCAAAGGCGCCGAGAAUCCGGGGCCAACCCUCGCCGCCACCGAGUGGGGGGCGCCACCGCCAUCCCAAGACCACCGAACCACCGAUGACCUGCUGUACAGCGGCCGCAGCCUCAUCUCCAUCGACGACUCGUCCGUGCGUGGGUCCUCCGACGCGUGGCUGGACUCGUCGCGGUUCAAUGCGAUAGUGUCCUCAGACGUACAUACCUUUUAAGUACCAUCCACCCCCGUUAGUAUGUAUGGUAGUGUGAGUAGCCUUAUUAGUCGAUUAUAUAUGGUCCUGUCGUGUUGUUUGUAUUGGC